AUGCCCAGGUCACUUAGAUCUGAAAUGUUAAAGAUGCUGCAUUCCAGUCAUCUGGGUGCGCAAAAAUGUCUCAGUAGAGCAAGGUCAAUAAUGUUUUGGCCGGGAAUUUCAAAUGAUAUAAUUGAAAUGGUAAAUCAAUGUCAGAUUUGUCUGGAAUACAGGUCAUCGCAACAGAAGGAGCCACUAAUCAGCUCUGAAAUCCCAGACUAUCCGUUUCAAAUUGCAGGGUGUGACUUGUUCUCAGAUUCUAGUCAAGAAUUUAAGGAGUUUUCAAAGUCAUGGGAUUUUGUACAUGUAAAAUGUAGUCCAUAUCAUAACCAAACAAAUGGUUUGGCUGAGGCAAUGGUUAAAGUUGCCAAACGUAUACUUAAAAAGGCAAAAGAUGAUAAUUCUGAUCCAAAAAUAGGAUUUUUAGAAUAUCGUUCUACUCCUCUCGCUGAUAUAGGAAAUUUCAGUCUAGCGCAGUUAGUCCAAUCACGACAACUUCGUUCUAUCCUUCCCACUGUAAGGGAAAACCUUAUUCCACGGGUACCGCACCCUGAUGUAGUCAAACAAAAAAUCACAGAAUCCAAGGUCAAAUCUAAGCAUUACUAUGAUAAAAAUGCUAAACCUCUGUCUCCCUUAAAUGUUGGAGAUUCCGCUAGAAUUCAACGUCUAGACAAGUCCUGGAGUCCCACUGUUGUAAUAAAAUUUCAUAGCGAUAGGUCCUAUAUUGUUGAAACAUAA
This is a messenger RNA of Ruditapes philippinarum (Manila clam), 726 nucleotides long. RefSeq lists its product as uncharacterized. Lineage: Eukaryota; Metazoa; Mollusca; Bivalvia; Venerida; Veneridae. Bases 1 to 726 code for a protein of 241 amino acids. Gene Ontology annotation, molecular function: nucleic acid binding. The transcript is spliced from 2 exons. The record is from RefSeq and is a predicted model, not a curated record.